CCCUGGCGGCAGUCGAAAAGUGGCGGGAGGCGUCAUUGUUGUCAUCGUGGUCAUGGCGCAGGCCUCUCCCAGGCCCUCCUCCUCGUCCUCCUCGUCCUCCUCUUCUCCGCCUCCGGUGAAGGUCUUGGCCUCGCAGCUGAGGCGCUGCUGCCGCCGCCGGGAUCCUGAGAGCGGAUGGCUGCUGGACCGGGCGAAGUUCGGCCGCAGGGCGCUGGCGGUGCCGGUGGUGUGGAUGCAAGGCACGGUGCUGAGCGUGGAAGCGGGGCCCGGCGGAGGCGCGGUGCGGCUGCGCGACGGGAGCGGCUGCUUCGUGGCCGAGGGCACGGGGGGCGUCCCACAGGGCAAACCCUGCCUUCACGCCGGGAAGUACGUGAUGGUGCUGGGCCUGGUGCGCUCCUGCGGGCCCGGGGAGCCCACCCUCCGCGCCCUCAAGCUGACAGACCUCUCCGGGAACCCCCUGAACGAGGCCAUGUGGGAGGCCGAGGUGGAGGAGCUGCACAGGCGCGUCCUCCCCUGAAGUGAAGGUGCGGGG
Molecule: messenger RNA, 532 nt
Organism: Anolis sagrei ordinatus
Lineage: Eukaryota; Metazoa; Chordata; Lepidosauria; Squamata; Anolidae
Source: RefSeq, a predicted model, not a curated record